UGUUGUGAUUUUCUUUUUUUUUUGACCUUGAUUGUGUUAUGAUUUGAUUCAUGUCAACCAAGCACUUUAUUUCACACUUCCGGAUCGUUCUUACGUAGGAUUUUAGAGCAUAUAUAAUUCGGAAACGUCGCAUGAGAGAUCAGCAGAUGAAUCUGGCGAAUUGUGAAUUCCAGGAAAUAUUGAUUUAUCGAGAUAAUCAAAUCGGUUAAAACGAAGGACAAGCAGUCAAUCUAAGAAAUUUAGUUAUUGGGUUUUCGGAUUUGUGCUGGUGUUGGAGAGUGGAAGGGGGUUUUGCAGUUGUGCGUGGGAGCAGAUGAAGAAGGACAAGGGAGUGCUGAUUUCAAGCCCCAAUAGUGGCGAAGACAGUGACGAGAAGCAAGAACCGUCGUUUGGCGUCAGAUUCUCUUCUCGGAACAAUUCCUCCAAAUACGAUUUCGUCAAGGUAAAGGUGUGGUUGGGUGAUAAUGCGGAUCACUACUAUGUUCUGUCCAGAUUUUUGCUCAGUAGAAUGCUGACCGUGACCAAGAUCCCAAACCAUGUGGCUGUUAAAAUUGCUCUCGAACUCAAGAAGGUGCUCAUAGACAACAGCCUUCUUGAUGUCUCUCAGUCUGAUUUGGAAGCUAAUCUUUUUAAGCUUAUGGAGCGGAGAGGGUAUGGAGAAGAGUAUAUAAAUCGUUAUAAGAUGAUGACAAGGUUUCACCACCAAAGAGUACCAUUAGUAAUACUUGUCUGUGGAACUGCUUGUGUUGGGAAAUCUACUAUUGCUACCCAGCUUGCACAGAGACUAAAUUUGCCAAAUGUCUUACAGACAGAUAUGGUGUAUGAAUUGUUGCGCACAUCUACUGAUGCACCACUGGCAUCUACUCCUGUAUGGUAUCGAGACUUCAGUUCGUCAGAGGAGUUAAUAACUGAAUUUUGUAGAGAAUGCAGAGUUGUGCGUAAAGGUUUGGCUGGUGAUUUGAAAAAAGCUAUGAAAGAUGGAAAACCAAUAAUUAUUGAGGGGAUACAUCUGGAUCCUAGCAUUUACUUAGUGGAUGAUGAACAAAAAUCACCCUCUAACGUAUCUGUUGAGACUAAGGAGAUAUAUCCAGUAUCUGUGGCACCAGCUGAUAAUGCUACAGCUAAUUCAGAGAAUAAUCAUGAUGGUGUUUGUUGUGGUGAUGAGAAUAAUGGUGACUUAAGGCCUCCAUGCACCAAGCAGGAAAUAUCUACUGACCAAGUUGAAUCACUAUCGAAUUCUGUGCAAUCCACGGAUCUAGCGGGAAAUAUCUCUGCAGAUAAAGGUGGUGCUCUUAGAGAACUGGACACAGACAGAACUAGUGUUACAAAGGAGAAGUCAGGUUCCAAACCGGUAGUUGUGCCCAUUGUCCUGAAGAUGGCUGAAUUUGAUCACAAGGCAUUACUGGAGGAGUGGAUCUCCAGCCGCUCAUUUAAUGAUAAAUGCCCAGGCCAGGAUAAAAAUAAACUUAUACAGAACUUGAAAACCAUACAAGAUUAUCUCUGCUCAUUCACAUCACAGGGCUUGACUGUGGUCAAUGUAUCAGCAACAACAUUCCCUCAAACACUGGACUGGUUGCACAGCUAUCUUCUUCAGUGUAUUGAGCAAGGCAUUUCAUCAGUGUCACAUGAGAAAGGUCCACAAGUAGCUGCAACAUAAAUCAUGUAGUGAGUCUCACAGAAUAAGCUUGUGAAAAUCAAGGAGGGGGAACGAGCCUAUUACAAGGACGUGUCUGAAACGAGCUUUUUCCUAGAUGCUAUCUCCAGAACUGAUGGUCGCUAGCCUCUUGUGAUUAUGAGAUUCCACUGAAAGAUCUAUGCAAGGGAACAGGGAGCAGCUCAUGUUCAGGACAAAGUAAUUAUUUGAUCAAUUAUCUGUUGUAGUCAAAUAAUGCAUAUUUUUCAAUUAUCAAGUCCACGCAAUCUUUUACUACCUGAAGUGAUUGUAAAAUCAUGUAUCUUAAAGAGACGUCUGGUAUGCUUUCAUAACAAUCAUGGAAUCGCCCGAGUGGCCCAGCUAGCUACGUCGGUCUGAUCUAUUUACCCUUUAAACGGUGUUAAUUUAUUA
Molecule: messenger RNA, 2065 nt
Organism: Neltuma alba
Lineage: Eukaryota; Viridiplantae; Streptophyta; Magnoliopsida; Fabales; Fabaceae
Exons: 16
Coding region: 314-1657 (447 amino acids)
Source: RefSeq, a predicted model, not a curated record